AAUAGACUGAUACUUAAGCGCCUCUGGAUAUUUAGUUUUAUGAUAUUUUAUGAUAAAGAAAUUUCAUUAGCCUAAAUGACUUAUAUUCUGCGUAAUGUUUUCCGUCGAGGGAAUAGUUCGGCACCGAAAAUUUCACCACAGAUUGUAAACAUAAUCAUCUGUUAUACUUGACCUUCUUUAUCAGUUUAGCAACAAUAGAGACUAUUGCGAAAUACAUGGGCUUAGACCUAUAUAAAGCAACGGUGAAAUUGUGAAAUCAAGUCAGUGCUCUGCUUACUGAAGCAUUGUACAGUUGAGAUCUGACAAGAAGGGAUUUGAUAUUUGGAUCAAAUCUAGGCUAGCCUAAAGACUGUAGGCUACAACUCAUACAAGCAACAGCAAAAAGGACUGUGUUCGAAGGUUGUUUUUGAAAGUUACGAACUGUUUUUCAAUUCAGUAGAAGCUAUUGAAUCGUCAACUGAGGCCACCCUUUCAGAGCUUCUAACUACAGCAAAUCUGUUUUCAUCGGCUGCUUCAAGUAUUCCUACAACAACCAUCACAUUGAUGUCAAGUAGUCAGUCUGAAAUUUGCAAGUUUUUCAGAGGUCGAAAAGGUUGCAAAAAUGGAACAAAUUGUCAGUUUUUACAUGAAGGUGGCCCACCAGAUGAUCAACAGAGGAACGAACAUGGACACCCUGAAGAACAGGUGAACUCCAGAACCGAUGACAACUAUGAGCUUGAAACCACUGAAGAUGUAAAUCAUAGAAUUUGUUGGUUCUUUGCAAAUGGCAAGACCUGUCGAUAUGGCAAAGAUUGCCGUUUUCUACAUAUAGAGGAGAAACUUACUGCCCCUGCAGAAUCCUCUACUGAAAACGCAACAACUCAAGAUGAACCUGACCCUGAGCAUGAUAAAGAACAAAAGAUGGGAAAUCGUAAGAAGAAGCAUGAUGAGAAGGAUGUUAGGAUUUGUGACUUUUAUGCCAAGACUAAAAGAUGUAAAUUUGGCAACCGUUGCAAGUUUGCCCAUAUUUACAAAGCUAAACCAGAGAUGGGCCAGAAGUCAAAAACUCCAAAGGACAGAACCAAAACGCUUAAACCUGAACCAGAAGAUGCUCCAGGAGCAUUAGCUAGAGCACCAGUUUGCAGGUAUUUUAAAGAAGGACAUUGUCGAUCUGGCAAUUCCUGCAAAUUCUUUCAUCCAGAAACAACAGCCAAACCCCUUAACCCAAAGGUGGAGCAGUCCAAAUAUCCCAAAGUUCAACCAGUUAGGUUCCAAGAGAGAGUGAUGCUCAACAAAUUAAGUGAUUCAGAGAUCGAUAAAAUGAGAACAUCAGAAAUUGAGUCACUAAAGAAACGUUUCCCAAAGUUCAGCUUCAUAAAAGAAAAUGAUGGCUAUGAGGUUGUGUUCUGCUCUACUGAUCCAGACUGGCCAUAUGAUGUUAAAGAUGUGACAUUUGCUGCAAUAUUUCCAGUGGAUUACCCAAUAAAGCCACUUUGCAUUAGUCUUCCCAGAGAACAAGAGAUCCCAAUCUCUGUACAAGAUAAUAUAACUGAAGCUGCAACUUCAUGGAUCAUGACACGUCAUCAAGCCCUGAUGAAUGAAGGAAAGGUGGAGAUGAUGUUCAAACCUAUGUUAAAAUGGCUGGAUAGAAAAUUAGAGGACCUCUUCACUGAGGGUUUGAAACAGUACAGGAGGGAGCUGAUGCUAGCCCAAGCCCAGGCAGAUGGUUUUGAGUUCAUACCAGCAAAACAAGCUACUGACCAACGACCUUUAGAGACCCUUGGGACAGAUGAAACCCCCGAAGACAAUAACAAACAAGAAGAAGUCACAUAUAUCAAUAACAAACCUGAAGAUGAAGCUUCAUCAGUUGCAUUGACAGACAUAUCAAACACUGACCCUAAAUCCACUAAUGCUAAAAACGAGCCUAAACAAACAACUUCUCAACAGGAAACUGACAAAACUGUCAACUCAAUAAUUGAUCCAAUCAGAAAGGGUACAGAAGCUACACUGAAGAAUUUACAAUUGAAGGAGAAUACAGCAACAUUACUGGCCAAGAAGAUCAUGGUUGUGGUACAGUGUGAGAGAUGUAAAGGUCGAUGUGAUAUAACAACUCCUCCAAAUAGACUCAAUUCCAUUCCUUGUGCCAAAUGUAACAGUGACCAGCUAUUGACCUUUAGGCCUGCUAUGAUGCAUCAGUUCUCCUCUAUAUUGGGUUACUUUGAUGUCAAGGGAUGUCUUGUCUUAGAUCUCAUCCUGCAAGAAUGUGAUUUCAUGACUGGCUGUCUCAACUGCUCCAAGGAAGUCAAAUUAUCAGGUCUGAAUCCUGGACAGGCAAACACCAUGUGGUGCCAGAUUUGCCAUUCCAAGUUAUUGGUUGCUACGGAUACAACACAAUUUAAACAGUUACAGCCAUCUGAAGGUUUUGACCAACAAGCCAGCCAUGUAAUAAAGGUUGCAAAAGCAGUUAAGGCAGUAAAGGACCCCUCAGUCAAGGAAGGCAAGCCACUACCAGAUAAUGGCACAUGUAAGCACUACAAGAAAAGCUACAGGUGGCUCAGGUUUCCUUGCUGUGGUAAAUGCUACCCCUGUGAUGUAUGCCAUGAUGCCCAGGAAGGAGAUCAUGAUAUGAAGCUUGCCAAUAGAAUGAUAUGUGGUUUCUGUGCACAUGAACAGCCUUAUGCAGCUGAGAAGCCAUGUACCUUGUGUGGCAAAUCUAUGACCAAUCGCAGCACAGCAUUUUGGGAGGGUGGAAAAGGCUGCCGUGAUAAAAUCAAAAUGAGCAAAGAUGAGAACAGGAAGUUUGCAGGGGCAAACAAGACUGUUUCAAAGAAAGCUCAGGCGAAGAAAGAUCCUUCAUCUAAAAAGACUGUCAAAGUUAGACAUGCUUAGAUCAUGUCAAACAUUUUUAUAGAUUUUGAUGAAAUUUAGUCAUCAUGGUUCCAUAUAAAGUGCCCAGAAGCAAUAUAAAGAGAGAUCCUAAUUACUGAUCUUAUAUGAUAGACUACUAUUAAACUGCUGAUAUGCAAGAUUUGAUUGAAAUGUCAGCAACAGACAACUCUGGCAAGGUUAGAGUGGCAAUUUAGAGCUAAAAUUGAUGAGUUUAACAGAAAUAUGAGUAUAAGAUACAUAUGUAUUUUAUCUAAGCACUACACAGCUGUUGCAGUGUUCUAACUAUGGAUUUUUAUCAAAUUUUACCAUGUGCUGUAUAAACCAGAAAGGUGAUAUUGUAUAAUAGGGCAAGUAAAGGAUGAAACAAAAAGUGAAAUACUCAGAAACAAUAAGUUUGAGAUAAUAUUCAAACAAAAUUUUGUUCACUCUUAAAAAUGUUCUUAUUUCUGGUCAGUUUUGGCAUUUGUUUUUGAACACACACAUAUAUUUGGCAAAAAUAUGGCUUUUUAAUCAGACUGACACUACUUUUUAUUGCCUCUGGUAUUACAUGUUACUUUAUUUCCAAAUAUUUGGUAAUGAAUGUGGAUUAGCUGGCUUAAAAUUUAGUAUGAGAAUCUACUAUUUUGAGUAUUCGUUUCAGACCAAGAGUAAGUACAAUUUAAAUUCUUUGUACUGGCAUGAUAUUCAAUCAAAUAAAUAUUUUGUAAUAAAUUAUAUGCAAAAUAUUAAAUACAAUAAUAAAUAGUGUAAAGUGAACAAAUAACUUUCCUCAAACUGAUUGCUACUCUUUAUUUUACAAUGGCUAAAAAAAAGUUGACACAAUAUUUUGUAUUAAUAUUACAGAAGUUAAUGUUGAAGUAAAAAUAUGAAAUACCAUUGAUUUUCAAUUGCUAUGUUAAAGUUUUCUUGUAUUGAAUAUUAGUAAAUCAAAUAAGUGAUAUAUAAUGCUUCACAUGACUUGUUUUGGUCACACCCAUCUUUUAGA
Messenger RNA from Owenia fusiformis, 3853 nucleotides. NCBI's taxonomy places the organism in Eukaryota, Metazoa, Annelida, Polychaeta, Sabellida, Oweniidae. The record is from the annotation of a GenBank genome assembly.